Molecule: messenger RNA, 4764 nt
Organism: Syngnathoides biaculeatus (alligator pipefish)
Lineage: Eukaryota; Metazoa; Chordata; Actinopteri; Syngnathiformes; Syngnathidae
Gene: rcan3
Product: regulator of calcineurin 3
Exons: 5
Coding region: 204-968 (254 amino acids)
Biological process (GO): calcium-mediated signaling
Cellular component (GO): nucleus; cytoplasm
Molecular function (GO): nucleic acid binding; calcium-dependent protein serine/threonine phosphatase regulator activity
Source: RefSeq, a predicted model, not a curated record
CAAAGGUUAUAGGCCACAUUGAUGCUGGAACAUAAAACAAACAAACAAACAAACAACAACAAUUAAACACUCGAACAGUGGGGUGUAGACUUUUUAUAUCGACUAUAUAUGUUCCCUGUAACUUUCUGGCCUCUCACCUCAAGUCACAUGCGAUAAGAUCCACCUUUCAACCGCCAUCCUACACAGGACAAGCAACAGAGGAAAUGGAUUGCCAUAUCUUCCCGCUUGUGACCCCCACCUUGCCGGCGAGCCCCACGAUGCUGCGAGAGAGCUCCAAGGCGUGGAGCAACGGCUCCGAGGCCUACAGCAGUGACCCGGAGGAGGACGAGGAGGAGGAAGAGGACAUGGUGUUCGGGGAGAACGACCAGGACGGCAUCGCCGAGGAGCUGAUGGACCUCAGCGACCUGCCCGCUGCGCUCUUCGCCUGCGGGGUCCACGAGGCGGUGUUCGAAGAUGACACGGACAGGGAGAGAUUUGAGGCGGCCUUUCGGAUCUACGACGAGCAAGCGACCUUCCAGUUGUUCAAAAGCUUCCGGAGAGUCCGGAUCAACUUCAGCACCCCCGAGGCAGCCGCCCGCGCCCGCAUCGAGCUGCACGAGUCCGAGUUCAACGGCCGCAAGCUCAAACUCUACUUUGCCCAGGUCCAAAAUGGCGACGAGGACAUCGACAAGUCCUACCUGGCGCCCCCGCAGCCCGUCAAACAGUUCCUGAUCUCGCCGCCCGCGUCGCCACCCGUAGGCUGGAGUCAGAGCGAGGACGCCACGCCGGUCAUCAACUACGACCUUUUGUGCGCGGUCGCCAAGCUGGGACCUGGCGAGAAGUACGAGCUGCACGCCGGCACCGAGUCCACCCCGAGCGUGGUGGUGCACGUGUGCGAGAGCGAGACGGAGGACGACGAGGCGGCGCGGCCCAAGCAGGAAAUCGUGCAGACCCGACGUCCCGACGGACCCCCGAAGGUCUUCAACUAGACCCCGCCACGCGCUCCACAGGCCGCCUUGUUGACCUGCAACACCAACCGCCCUCUCUCUCUCUUUCUCUCUUUUUCCCUCUCCUUCUCUCUCUCUCUCUUCUCUCUGCACUCAUGGAGAGCGCCGCCGCCGUCAUUCCAGCUCAAAAACAGACAAACAUUGCUCCAGUUUUUGCGGGUCAGCGGACGAGGCGACUCAGAAGAAACGCACGAGGACACAGACACAAACACAUUCAUCACAUCCUUGCAGCGAGGCACUCUUGAUGCCGCCAAGGCCUGUCGACGCUCAGCGGAGGCGGAUACACACACACACACACACACACACACACACACACACACACACAGACACGCGCACACACUCCAGUGAGCGCGUUAGCUCCCCCCCGCACACCUCAUUGUUUCAUUUCGCAAUGACCGGGUGUUCUUUGGGGUGAUUUGCACAUUUUCUUUUUUCAGUCCCUUUUUCCAAUCAUCGUCCAUAUCAGCUCGCAUCGGGAUGCAUGUAUAUAGUCGACGGCGUGAUACAAUACUAAUAAAGUGAAUAUUUAACGUCGCACACACUGCACGUAACGCCAUAUGUGACUAACAAAAGAAGUUGUGGUGGCUGAAUAUUUAUCCCCAUUUUUCUUUUUUUUUUAUUCAUUUCACCCACUAGAUGUGUGUUCUUAUUGUGUACUUGGUACACUUUUUGCAUGCGUAAGACGCGGGAGUUUUGUUUUUUCGCUUGCACGCAGGACUCAAACAGGGCGUCUUUGUUCAUUUUCCUUUCCUAGAUUUCAAAUUUGCGUGUUGUCGCCAUCAUUUUCUAGCGUUGUUUCGGACCGCGCCUCCUUUUUCCGAUGCGGGGGUCCUCCCGCUUUUUUCCCCGGGCUUGUACAUACCGCUUUGUCUUUGUCGCCGUUUUUUUCUAGUCUAAGAGGGAAAGAUGCCUGAUGAGAUGUCAACCAAAGCAUUCUCACGUAUUUCCUUCAGUGAGAGCAAAUGACAGCAAAUGUGCGCCAUUCUUAAAUAUGUUUUUCACCCCCACGGCUUUAGCAUGAAUCAUUUGGAGCAGUGGACAGACCGUAGAACGCGGGAACGUCCAGCGAAGCACGCCGGCUGCGAUGAUUAAGUGGUGUACACACAUAGAGAAACCGUAAUUUCCGGCCUACAAGCCGCGACUUCUUUCACACGCUUUGAACUCUGCGGUUUAUGGGGCGAUGCGGCUAAUUUGUCCAUUUUUUUUUCUAACACCCGCAAGGGGGGACUUGAGCGGAAAAGGUAAGAAUGAGACUGGUGGAAUAUGUGCCGAGGAAGUGACUUUUACCGGUCUUGCCCUGUUAGCGCUGCGCUAGCUUGUUACUGCUGUGUCUCAAGUGAUUUUUUCCAGUUUUUCUCGUUUUUUUUUUUUUAACCAGCCCUGUUAGUUAGUGCGGCGACUAGUGUUAGCGUUCGCGCCCGUGGCGGUGCUAGCAUUAGCAUUAGCGUGACGGCGCUAGCGUUAGCAUUAGCACGGCGGCACAAGCGUUAAACUCUGUGUACCGUCUUUGUAAAUAUCUCGUGUUUCAAUGUGGGCACUAGCGGCUUUUACACAGCUGCGGCCAAACGGUAUUUCCUUUACAAAUGUACUGGGUGAGGUUUAUAACCAGGUGCGCUUUGUUUGCCGGGAAUUACGGUAAUCUGGUCAAUUAUGGUUCGCAAAGGCUAUCUGAAAGUCUGCAAUUAAAGCACAUAUUAUUGGUUUCAUUUCAAUUCCAGUGUGAUGGCGUUUAAAGCCCCAAAAAAUGAGAAUAGCGUCCGUGUCCUAUUAUUUGCAGUCCCGACCGUAGGCGCGAAUGGGAGUGCGAGUGUCUGCGUGUACCCUGCGAUUGGCUGGCAACCAAAGCACUUCUCGCGCUCAAAGUCAGCUGGGAUAGGCUCCAGCUCACACACACGACCCAAAUGAGCACAAGAAAUAUAAAAGAAUGGAAGGAUAGAUUAUUAAUCUCGCGUUACCACUCUUAUUACAUUUACAUAAGUGUGUGUGUGGGGGGGGGGACAUGCCAACGUGUACGUUAUUCGAGAUUAUUGGGUUUUCAUGUGGAAUUUCAGACCAUGAAAGGUGCUGUAACCUUUCCAGCUAGACAAAAUUUUACCUAAUUAUUGGACGCACCACGGUUGUGUGUGGGUUUUUUUUUUUUUUUUUUUUACUAAGCUUCCCUCUCACGAGAUGCUGAACGGCAAAAUUGACAGCGUUUGUUUGAACUACAACUCAAGUCCGACAUUUCCAGUGACGUCCGCUUCUAUGUCUCUCUGUGACUCCCCCGGUCUGUCUCUGUGGCAAAACAGGUGUUGAAAUACAAUUGUGCCUUGAGAAACACGUUACCUGACUUGAUGUUUUUGACGAGCGCUGUGUUGUGGCGGUGAACUCGACUCACCUCACCACACGCAGCAGUUUGACAAAUAUCGGAGCAAUUCGUCAAAAAGAGCCGUAGCGACAACAGGCUGUUUCAAAUGAAGGUUUGCUUAGUUUAAAGCUAACAAACAAUGAAAAACAAUUUUAGCAUUAUUUUAAAAAGAUAUUUGAAAACAAUUGGUGGCGCAACACAUGCAGACCGAUAUUUUAACAACACUCACAGGCAUAUAUUCAGAACUAGACGAAUAUUUCCUAUUGAGUCACUUAGCGUAGUAGUAGAAUAUGAAGUCUUCAUUCUUCCGGGGGACAAAGAAGGCAGAGAAGGAGCGGCACAGUUAAUUGGAUUGCAGGAUUAAAUUAUGAUUCAUCCAGUAUUCAUUUUUUUUACAUUCAUGUAUUAAAAAACGAAAACAGUUUUUAUCCUGAAAUUUCACCUGAAAGCCCAAUAUUUCAGAAUUUAUGUAAGGGGUGUAUUCGGAUGGAUUAUGAGCAUUAGUGGGUACUGCGUUCUAAUGGGAAUUACUCCGGGCGUUUGAUUUGUUUUUAGAUGCAGAUCCCGGGUACACCCGCGUGGCCGUCGAUGGUCCACAGGCCGCAGGUUGCCCACCGCUGUGCGAAAGUGGUCCAUAGAUUGCGAUUUACAGCCGCGAAAAAGACGCAUGUGAGCACUUUAACGCUGUGUUUUGCGAUUGUCUCCUUUGCACCAGUUAGGAAGCACAUUUGUCUGUCUUUGUUCGUCCGACACCUGAACUGGCCUUUACGAGCAUGUGACACUCGUUUUUUGUUUUUUGUUUUCUCUUCUCUGUGUCACAACAUUACCGCUAUCUGUCGCUUUUUUUUUUUUUUUUUUUUUGGCCCUCAGAUAAAGAAAACCAUCUCCUAACUCAUUCAGGAUGUCGUUGUGUGACGUACAAACAGGAAGCAGCUUGGCGGCGCCCGACUUAAUAUGACUUUUUUGUACUCUGUGCUCACAGACGUGCGUGUACGUGUAUAUUUUUGUACAUAUGCCAAAUGUUUAUGUUGCUGAGACGUCGUCCCGGCAGUGUGUGUAUGUGUGUUCGCGCGCGCUUUGUGACGGCUUCUCUCGGGCGAUGUCGACGAUGAAAAAUGACAACGAUCGUUUCAACAAACUAAAAAAAAAAAAACAAAAAAAAAAGGAAAAGAUAAGAAAAAGGUCAAUGAUGUUUGUCACUAUUGUUUAUUAUUUGUUUUUUUUUUUUUUGUUGUUGAAUAUUUCAGUUGACGUGACUAAUGUGUCUUCUAUGGUAGGAAAAUCCAGAAAACAAAGUAGCAAAAUGAGCAAUAAUUUACAGAUGUAAUAAUACCGGUAUGUGUAUUUUCUUGUUCUUUCUCUCUUAACAGUAUCUGCUUCUAUUUGUGUAGUAUUGUUUCACAUAGAAAAUAUCCAUAAAGACUGAUUCUU